AUGAUAAAAUUUAUUUUAAUAAUUAUUUUUAUAAUACCUAUUUGUUUUAAAAAAAAAAUAUUUUGAUUGGUUCAAAUGAUAUUAUUUUUAAUAAUGUUUUUAUUUAUAAAUUUAACUGUAAUAUUAGAAAAUUAUUGUAAUUUAAGAUAUAUAUAUUCUUGUGAUAUUAUUUCUUAUGGUUUGAUUAUAUUAAGAAUUUGAAUUAGAAUUUUAAUAAUUAUAGCUAGAGAAAAUUUAUUUAAAAUAAAUUUUUAUGUUGAGUUUUUUAUAUUUAAUUUAGUUUUUUUGUUAUUAAUAUUAUUUUUAACUUUUUCUACAAUAAAUUUAUUUAUAUUUUAUUUAUUUUUUGAGGGGAGAUUAAUUCCAACUUUAAUAUUAAUUGUUGGUUGGGGGUAUCAACCAGAACGAAUUCAAGCAGGAAUAUAUUUAUUAUUUUAUACUUUAUUUGUUUCUUUACCUAUAUUAUUAGGAAUUUUUUAUUUAUAUGUUAAUUUUAAUAAUAUUAUAAUAUAUUAUUUAAAAUUUUUAAAUUGUGAAUAUUAUUUAUUAUAUUUUUCUAUAAUUAUAGCUUUUUUAGUAAAAAUACCUAUAUAUUUUGUUCAUUUAUGAUUACCUAAAGCUCAUGUUGAGGCUUCAGUUUCUGGGUCAAUAAUUUUAGCUGGGAUUAUAUUAAAAAUAGGAGGUUAUGGGUUAAUUCGUGUAAUAUUAUUUAUAGAAAAUUUAGGUAUAAAGAUAAAUUUUAUUUGGGUAGUAAUUAGAUUAUUAGGUGGAUUUUUAAUUAGAUUAAAAUGUUUUUGUCAAAUUGAUAUUAAAUCUUUAAUUGCAUAUUCAUCAGUUGCUCAUAUGAGUUUAGUAAUUAGAGGGAUUAUAACUAUAAAUUAUUGAGGGUAUAUAGGAUGUUAUAUUUUAAUAAUUGGUCAUGGUUUAUGUUCUUCUGGGAUAUUUUGUUUAGCAAAUAUUAAUUAUGAACGUUUACAUAGACGAAGAAUAUUUCUUAAUAAGGGGAUAAUAAAUUUUAUACCUUCAAUAAGAAUAUGAUGAUUUUUGAUAUUAUCUUCAAAUAUAGCUGCGCCUCCUUCCUUAAAUUUAAUAGGGGAAAUUAGAUUAAUUAAUAGAUUAAUAAGUUGAUCUUGGUUAAGAAUAAUUAUAUUAAUAUUAAUUUCUUUUUUUAGAGCUGGUUAUAGUUUGUAUUUAUAUUCUUAUACUCAACAUGGGAAGUAUUUUAUAGGAAUUUAUAGAUUUUAUAUAGGAGUUUCUCGAGAAUAUUUAUUAUUAUUAUUACAUUGAUUACCUUUAAAUAUUUUAGUAAUAAAGAUUGAUUGUAUAAUAAUUUGAAUAUAA
Amyelois transitella is the source of this 1341-nucleotide messenger RNA. The record is from the annotation of a RefSeq genome assembly. NCBI's taxonomy places the organism in Eukaryota, Metazoa, Arthropoda, Insecta, Lepidoptera, Pyralidae.